CCCCUUCAAUCUCUCUUUCUCUCUCGUCAUUUUCUCUAAAAUUUUCCCACGCCAGAAGGCCUUCUGCUUUCUAUCUCCAAACCCUGCGAUCUCCGCCCUCCAGUCGCCGGGAAAUCUCUCCGCCCACGCCGCGAUUUCCUCCGAUUUGGCGAUUCAUUUCCACAGGCAUAGACGUGGAGCUGCAAGACAGUACGGGACUGCAAACGGGUAAUAUUGCAUGGGUGGUCAUGAGGGCUGGGCACAGCCCAAUGGCUUUUCUCCAAAUGGUCUAUUGCCCAAUGAAGCAGCCUCUGUGACUAGAACACUUGACCAGGAGAGGUUGUCACUUGCUGAAGAGAGAACUAAACAGCUGAUUGCCUGCAUUCAGCCUAACCAACCCUCUGAGGAACGCAGAGAGGCUGUUGCGAGUUAUGUGAAGAGUCUCAUCAUGAAAUGCUUCUCUUGUAAGGUGUUCCCCUUUGGGUCUGUACCCCUCAAGACUUAUCUACCAGAUGGGGACAUUGAUCUAACAGCAUUCAGUACCAGCCCAAAUUUGAAGGACACUUGGGCUAAUGAGGUACGGGAUAUUCUAGAGAGAGAAGAAAAGAGUGGGGAUGCUGAAUUCCGUGUAAAAGAAGUUCAAUACAUCCAGGCAGAGGUCAAGAUAAUAAAGUGCCUAGUGGAAAAUAUCGUAGUGGACAUAUCCUUUAACCAGAUUGGUGGGUUAUGUACUCUUUGCUUCCUUGAGGAGGUUGACCAUUUGAUAAGGCAAAAGCACCUGUUCAAGCGCAGCAUAAUAUUGAUUAAAGCUUGGUGUUACUAUGAGAGCCGUAUUUUGGGCGCUCAUCAUGGACUUAUUUCGACUUACGCUCUGGAGACAUUGGUUUUGUACAUAUUUCGUGUUUUCAAUAAUUCUUUUGCUGGGCCACUUGAGGUACUUUAUCGUUUCCUGGAGUUCUUCAGUAAAUUUGACUGGGAAAAUUAUUGUGUUAGUCUGUGGGGUCCAGUACCCAUUAGUUUGCUUCCUGAUGUGACAGCGGACCCUCCUCGAAAGGAUAGCGGGGAGUUAUUACUCAGCAAAUUAUAUCUUGAUGCUUGGAGCUCUGUAUAUGCUGUUUUGCCUGUUGGACAAGAAAAUCCAGAGCAACCCUUCAUUUCCAAAUAUUUUAAUGUCAUUGAUCCAUUGCGUACAAACAAUAAUCUUGGACGCAGUGUCAGUAAAGGUAACUUUUUUAGGAUUCGUAGUGCUUUUGCUUUUGGGGCUCAAAGACUAGCCCGAUUACUUGAUUGUCCAAAGGACAAUGUCAUUGCGGAAGUCAACCAGUUUUUCAUGAACACAUGGGAAAGACAUGGGAAAGGCGAUCGCCCUGAUGCACCUAGUCCUGAUCUUUAUGGUUUGCAACAGGCUAGCUCAAAUCAUAUUGAAGGAUCUGACGGUUUCAGGAGUAAUCCAAACAGAAAGAAAGUGAAAGAGAAUUCUACUAGUCACGAGUCUGAGGUUGAGGUGACUCGUGGUUCUCAUGCUUCUCACAGUGUUUCUUCACAGCGUGGAAACUAUCCAUCAAAACAAAUUUCUAGGACUGCUGCUGUAUAUGCUGCUUCUCAUACUCAAAACCAGAAGGCCUAUGCCAACUUAACUAGCUCAAUUACUGCCGAUCAGAAUCAUCAGACUGCACAGAGUACAAGUUCCAAUGAGAACAUUCAUACUGACAAGGGGAGAAGUUCUAGACCAGAUUACUUGGGAAAUGAAGUGCAUGCCAGAUAUCAGUUUGCCAGGACACAUUCUAGUCCUGAGCUUACUGAUGCAUCUAGCGAUGUUCCAUCCAGAGGAAGGCGUAACAGGACAUCAGAAACAGGAAAAGGCCAGACGGUUCCUGCAAGGUCUGAUUAUAGCAGGAGAAGAAACUUGGGUUCUGAAGUUCCAGACUACCAUAGUGCUAGAUCUUCAACUGAAAAUUCACCAUCUUCAAGGCAUGGCUCAUCCCAUCGAAGUAUUGAUGCUGCUGUCAAUUCAAAUAGUGCUUCUAAUAGCUAUCAUGGUGAAUCUGGCUUAAGUACUGUAGGAGAAGACCAUCCUUCUGUUGCUGAAACCAUGCAGAUGCACCAGGAAGAGCAAGAUCGUGUAAACAUGAUGGCUUCCAGGGUUCAUGGUUUUAGUGGACAGAUUCAGAUGCCAGUAAAUCUAGCUUCUGCUCAUCUGCCGGUUCCAAUAUCGCCUUCUAUUUUAGCUUCACUAGGACAUGCUCACAGAAAUGUGGCUGGUAUGAUUCCAACAAAUAUGGCUUCAUUUGGGCCUCCUUGGGGCUCAAAUAUUCAUUAUUCUCAAGGUUUAACUUCUUUGCCAGUUUCUCAAUAUUUUCCUAGUGUAGGAAUGACCUCAAAUAAAGAAAUGGUUGAACCGCUUGAUGAUAAUUUGGGAUCAACUGAAAUUAAUCAGGAGAAUAAUGAUCAUGGUUUCUGGUCUGAGCGUGACUCAGAUUCCAUGAGAGACUUUGAUCCUGAUAAUGGAAAUUCAGUGGGGUUUAACAUUGGUACCUCAUCUCGACCAAGCAGCUCUGACAAUUAUUUAAUGAAAGCUCAAGGAGUAACAAAAGAAAACAGAGGGUUAAUCAGGGAAAACUAUGGCGACAAUUCCCAAUAUCAAAACAUCAAAGGAACUGAUGUUUACUCUGCUGCCAGUUCACGAUCUAUACCUGCUUCCCAGGCCCCUCCUGCAAGAAGCAAGUUGUCUUCUGAAGGUUCCUGGGAUGAAUCACCUUCAAAGGUUUCAAGGUCAGCAAGGGACAGACGGGGAAGGAGAACUGCUCCUUCUGCAGAACCUUCUACCACGUAUAGGUCAGGUAAGAAUGGGCGGCAAUAUGAGGGUGAAUUGGCUGAGCAUGUUUCUUCUCUGCCAGAUAAUGACAGCAGAAACUGGAUUCAAUUGUCAACGGCAGGCAAUGAGGGGGCAGAAAGUACAGUUUCUGGAACUGUUGAUUCUUCACAUGUUCGUACUAACUUAAUUCCUGGUUAUGAAACUGCACAGAUGAGUGGAUCAAGUUCAAUGCUUCCCAUUUCUCCAAUGCUUGUGGGUUCCGAUUCAAGACAGAGAGGAGCUGAUAACCAUGGAAUGGUACCUGUUGCAUUUUAUCCCAUGGGGCCACCGAUUCCUUUUGUAGCAAUGCUUCCUUUUCCUGUAUAUAAUUUCCCAAAUGAGAUGGGAAAUUCCAGUUCAUCAACAAGCCAUUUAGAUGGGGAUGAGGAGUUUAGUAACUCUAAUGCAAGCCAGUCUGAUCAGAACUUGGAUUCACCUGAGAACCUUGAUCAGUCAGAGAUCUUCAAUAAUUUGAAUUCUAUGAAAGGGCCUGCUUCUAUGGAGCCUUCUGAUGAGCACGAGUCAGACAUUCUGAACAGUGAUUUUGCUAGUCAUUGGCAGAAUCUGCAAUAUGGGCGGCUUUGCCUGAAUACCAGAAAUCAUGAGCCUUUGCUUUAUCCUUCUUCUGUUAUGCCACCCAUGUAUUUUCAGGGUCCAUGGGACAGUCCUGGAAGACCUCUAUCUACAAACAUGAACCUCUUUGCACAGCUUAUGGGUUAUGGUCCUCGCCUCAUUCCUGUUUCACCUCUCCAGCCUGGGUCUAAUAGGCCUACUGGUGUUUAUCAACAUUAUGGUGAUGAAGUUCCUAGAUAUCGUGGUGGGACUGGGACUUACUUGCCAAAUCCUAAGAUGUCUUUUAGGGACCGGCAAUCUUCAAAUACCAGAAACCACAGGGGGCAUUAUGGUUACGAUAGGAAGGAUCACCAUGGUGACAGGGACGGAAACUGGAACAUCAACUCUAAGCCACGAUUUUCUGGUCGUGCUCAAGGUCGGAACCAAGUUGAUAAGCCAAACUCAAGGAUUGAUCGGUCAACAUCAAGUAACAGCCAAUCUGAUAGAUCAUGGGAUACAUUCAAGCAUGAACCUUUCCCCUCAUAUUACUCCCAAAACGGUCCUCUUAGCUCCUCAAACUCCACUAACCGUGGUUCUGCCAAUAUGGCAUAUGGCAUGUAUCCAAUGCCAGUCAUGAAUCCAAAUGGUGUUUCUCCAUCUGGAACUGGUGUGCCUGUAGUUAUGCUGUAUCCAUAUGACCAGAACAUGGGCUAUGCGUCUCCAACUGAUCAGCUUGAGUUUGGGUCUCUUGGGCCUGUUCAUUUCUCAGGUAUAAAUGAAGUGUCUCAACUCAGUGAAGUUUCAUCAAGGGGGGUCAAUGAUUUGCGAAAUUUCCAAGGAGAUUCUGCACUUUCUUCACCAGAUCAGCCCUCUUCGCCCAAGAUUCAAAGGGGGACUUAACUGUUUCAGCAGAACCUUGACCCAGAGGAAUCAACAGUUAAAGGAAGAACUGCCACAACCUUCUCUUCCCGAACCAAGGAGAUAUUGUGGGAGACAGCAACUACAAUGAUAAACCCUCCCAUUACAAGACCGCCUGGUUUAUGGCCAACCCAAGGGAAGUAUCAGUCUUCUUCAUUCAUCCAUCGACUGCACUCAGGUAAAUGACCAUUAGGUAACACACCCAACUGGUCAUUUGCACUCUACAGAAUCAGAUAGAUUUUACCUACAACCAUUUGUGGUAGAAGCAGAAUAGGGGAAGGGAAGGUAUUGGCUUGAUUUCUUUAAAACAGGGUCGGGGAGCAGCCAGAGUUAGCCAUGGUACAGAAGUGGGAUGACAAAGAUGAGGAAGCCAGAGGUUUGUAGUGUCUUUACUCUCGAGGGAUCUGAUCUCCUUUCAGGUAAAAGCACUAAAGGUUUUACUUUCCUUCUUCAUAUCACAGACUUGCUCUGUUCUAUAUGUAUUAUUAGUAUUUCGGAUUUCCCCCAAAUCACAAAUAACUCAUGUUCAAUUGUCCAUUAGGGUGACCCCCCUCUGUUUUAGCCCUGUUUCAAAUGGCAUAAUGUAGAAUUAUCAUUGUCAAGAGAUAAAUUAGAUAAAAAAAAAUUCUUAAUCCUUGUUACUUUUGACACAUUUUCUGAAUGAUAUCUUACGUGUUGAUUAUUUUGCAUUAAA
This is a messenger RNA of Vitis riparia (riverbank grape), 4997 nucleotides long. RefSeq lists its product as uncharacterized. Lineage: Eukaryota; Viridiplantae; Streptophyta; Magnoliopsida; Vitales; Vitaceae. The record is from RefSeq and is a predicted model, not a curated record.